CGUUGAUAUCCCUGGUUAAAGCGGCUUGAAUAUUAGACUCGAUAGCAAAAAUAAACUUUUGAAAUACACCACAAACGUAAGAUUUGUUAAUUUACUAUAUGAAUAUGUGAUGGACUAGCAGGAUCCACGUACAUCAUAUGUGGUUAGCGUUGCAAUAACUGUCAGAAUGUCGGACACAAACGAUCUUCAGGACAAUGUGGACAUCACAAACCUGCUCUGGUUGCUGCGCAAAAUGCCCAUGGAGAACAUCUCCGGUAUUCUCAACACGAGCUUCCCGACGCCAAGGGACGUAACUCCACAUUCAACUGCGCAUGCGCUGAACAUUGCCGCGCCCAUAGCUAUGACAAUCGACAGGAUCGUCACCCCAGUGUGGUACGCGAUCUCCGCCAUAGGCAACCCGAUAACGAUGAAGAUAUGGCUCUCCAAGCGAAUGCGAGAGACGAACUCCUCGGCCAUCUACAUAGGGGCAAUCGCAGUGGUCCAUUAUGUUUUCAUUUGGUUGCACCUCUUACUAGAACUGCACCUGGCCUGGGACAUUAAAACAGUGAACUACCCCUACGUAUGCGAGGUGUUUAACGUUCUGUACAUUACACCGCAAUACUUAGCGCCGUUAUUAAUUUUGGGUUUCACCACAGAGCGGUACAUCGCUGUGUGCCUCCCCUUCAAGAAGGAGACGUACUGUACCGUGCGCCGUGCGUGCAUCCUCGUGCUAAUGCUGACCGUGCUGUCCCUGGUCUUAGGCUCGGUGCAGGCGUACAUCUGGACGUAUAAUUUUGAACGUGAUCUGUGUUUCUUCCGGUCCGGAGCCCGCCCGUUCUAUGUUGUGUGGACAUGGAUAUCAGAAAUGUUGAUAUUUGCUGUUGUUCCCCUCGUAGUUUUGAUGUUCAAUAUCCUAGUAAUUCGAGAGAUUAGGCUGCUCACACGGCGGGCGUCACUGAGGAUGCACAGUGACAGCUGCAUGCUGGGUGCAUCCAACAAAACCUCAACGGUAACGUUGCUCGCGGUCUCAUUCUACCUGAUCUGCACGCUGCUCCCUGCCACCAUCGUGUACACGAUGCAGUCGGUGAUCCGAGCAGGUGAUCCAUCAAUCCGUGUCGAGGACUGGACGUCUGAUCCACAGUGGCAAUUGUAUUUGUCAUACUUUACAGUGAGAAAGAUCGUCGAAGAGAUCUGUUUCUCUAACUACGCGUGUUAUAUUUUCAUAUAUUACAUUACGGGUUCCUAUUUCCGAAAAGAGGUGCACAAGCUACUACGCUGCCGAAAGGAGCCGUCGAGACAGAGUGGCGCCUCGCGGUCCUCGCGCGGCCAAGAGCAGUACACGCUUGUCACUACGAACGGCAAGCACGAGCUCACUGAGCCCUUAUGACUGACCCGCGUGAGGUGCCCGUGCCAGUGCUCGCUGGACAAUGGCAGCGUGCUGGCACUCAACACAUGGCUCUCGACGUCGGUAUUCGCGGAGUAUGACCACGAAACUACGGUGAGCACCUUUUUCUAGAUGUCGGUGCUCGCGUGGGUUUUCCUUCGCAUCGACGAUGAACUUUUGGCUCUAGAUGUCUGUGUUCUUGGGGUAUGAUCCCACGCCGAUGCUGAACACUUGGUCUGGAUGUCGGUUCUCGCGGGGUAUGUCCGAGAACCGGUACCUAGUACAUAGUUAUAGACAUCAGUGCUCGCGGGAUAAGACCGUGCGCCACUAAAAGCACUUAUUUCUAGACGUUGGUGCAAACGGCAUGGGUUUAUAUCGAUCUGUAUGUCCCUCAAAUUUUUUUAUUAUGUUAAAAGAAUUAACUGCAUGUUGUAUGUGAAUGACAUGUCGUUGUUUUUGUGAUGUUUACGUUGCGUUUAUUGUUUAAAUGCUUAAACUGUUUUAUUCUCUUGUUCCAUAUUGUAAUUUAAAAGUCUUGGAAAUAAAACACAUG
Dreissena polymorpha is the source of this 1916-nucleotide messenger RNA. RefSeq names its product growth hormone secretagogue receptor type 1-like. Gene Ontology annotation, cellular component: plasma membrane. Lineage: Eukaryota; Metazoa; Mollusca; Bivalvia; Myida; Dreissenidae. Gene Ontology annotation, biological process: G protein-coupled receptor signaling pathway. Gene Ontology annotation, molecular function: G protein-coupled receptor activity. The transcript has 3 exons. The record is from RefSeq and is a predicted model, not a curated record. Bases 167 to 1366 code for a protein of 399 amino acids.